GGAUGGUGUUUGCGUAGAGGAAGUUUUGUUUUGCGAGUUUUCCGUCCGUUUCGACUGACUGAGUAUUUAGUUAAUGCGCUUAAAAGAACACGAAAUGAUAUUAGUGUGAUUAACAUUGCCGGUAACCGCUCAAGUGUUCAAGGAGUGAAUAAAAGCCUGAGCUGUUUGAAGCGGCGGAAGUCAACACUUCAGAGUAACCCGAGAGCACCUUGCUGCUAAGCUAACGUUACCUAUACAGUUAGCGCGGCUAGCGUUAUCUUCUGGUCUGUGUUGUGUUGAAGGGGCUCUACGAGCUAACGAAGCCAUGGGGAACCGGGGCAUGGAAGACCUGAUUCCCCUCAUCAACAAGCUUCAAGACGCUUUCAGCUCCAUUGGCCAGAGUUGCAAUUUAGACCUUCCUCAAAUUGCUGUGGUCGGUGGACAGAGCGCUGGAAAAAGCUCAGUCUUGGAAAAUUUUGUUGGCAGGGACUUUCUUCCACGUGGAUCAGGCAUUGUUACCCGUAGACCUCUCAUUUUGCAGCUGGUCAACAAUAAAGCAGAAUAUGCCGAAUUCCUGCACUGCAAAGGGAAGAAGUUUGUGGAUUUCGAAGAAGUGCGGUCGGAAAUUGAGGCAGAGACCGACAGGAUAACAGGCUCCAACAAAGGCAUCUCUCCUAUCCCGAUUAACCUGAGGGUGUACUCCCCACACGUGCUGAACCUGACCCUGAUCGACCUCCCGGGAAUGACUAAGGUUGCUGUUGGAGACCAGCCUGUAGACAUCGAGCACCAGAUCAGGGACAUGCUGAUGCAGUUCAUCACCAAGGAGAGCUGUCUGAUCCUGGCCGUCACCCCUGCAAACACUGACCUGGCCAACUCGGAUGCUCUGAAGAUUGCCAAGGAGGUGGACCCACAGGGUAUGCGUACCAUUGGCGUUAUAACAAAACUGGACCUGAUGGAUGAAGGGACAGAUGCAAAGGACAUCCUGGAAAACAAACUGCUGCCACUGCGUAGAGGCUACAUUGGUGUGGUGAACCGCAGCCAGAAAGACAUUGAUGGGAAGAAGGACAUUCGCGCUGCUCUGGCUGCAGAGAGGAAAUUCUUCCUUUCUCACCCUGCCUACAGACAUAUAGCAGAGCGCAUGGGCACGCCACAUCUACAAAAGACACUCAACCAGCAAUUGACCAACCACAUCAGGGACACCCUGCCUGGUCUGCGCAGUAAGCUGCAGAGUCAGCUCCUCUCCCUGGAGAAGGAGGUGGAGGAAUACAAGAACUUCCGUCCAGAUGACCCAACACGCAAGACCAAGGCCUUGUUGCAGAUGGUGCAGCAGUUUGGUGUGGACUUUGAGAAGUGCAUUGAGGGCUCCGGGGACCAGGUGGACACCAAUGAGUUAUCGGGUGGCGCCAAGAUCAACCGCAUCUUCCAUGAACGCUUCCCAUUCGAACUGGUCAAGAUUGUGUUUGAUGAGAAGGAGCUGAGGCGGGAAAUCAGUCACGCAAUCAAGAACGUCCAUGGAGUCAGAACGGGGCUGUUCACUCCAGACCUGGCGUUUGAGGCCAUCGUGAAAAAGCAGAUCGUUAAGCUGAAAACGCCCUGUCUCAAAUGUAUCGAUCUGGUCAUUCAGGAGCUCAUCAACACAGUCAGGCAGUGCACCAACAAGCUCAGUUCGUACCCCAGACUGAGAGAGGAGACUGAGAGGAUUGUCACCACCCAUGUCAGAGAAAGAGAAGGGAAAACCAAGGACCAGGUUCUGCUGCUGAUUGACAUUGAGCUGUCCUACAUCAACACCAACCAUGAGGACUUCAUUGGCUUUGCCAAUGCCCAGCAGAGGAACACAGCAGCAAACAAGAAGAGGGCCAUACCCAACCAGGGUGAGAUUCUGGUGAUCAGGAAAGGCUGGCUAACCAUCAACAUCAGCAUCAUGAAGGGAGGCUCCAAGGAGUACUGGUUUGUCCUGACCGCUGAGUCCCUGUCCUGGUACAAAGAUGAGGAGGAGAAAGAAAAGAAGUAUAUGCUGCCACUCGAUAACCUGAAGCUCAGAGAUGUGGAGAAAGGCUUUAUGUCUACAAAGCACAUCUUCGCAAUCUUCAACACUGAACAGAGGAACGUGUACAAGGAUCUUCGCCAAAUAGAACUGGCCUGCGAUUCUCAAGAGGAUGUGGACAGCUGGAAAGCGUCCUUCCUCAGGGCAGGAGUUUAUCCGGAGAAGGACCAGACGGAGAAUGAAGAGGCGGCCCCUGCAGACACGUUCUCUAUGGACCCUCAGUUGGAGCGGCAGGUAGAAACCAUCCGCAACCUCGUGGAUUCGUACAUCGGCAUCAUCAACAAAUCCAUCAGAGACCUCAUGCCCAAGACCAUCAUGCACCUCAUGAUCAACAAUGCAAAGGAUUUCAUCCACUCUGAGCUGCUGGCCUACCUCUACUCAUCUGGGGACCAGAACAGCCUCAUGGAAGAGUCUGCUGACCAGGCCCAGCGAAGAGACGAAAUGCUGCGCAUGUAUCAUGCACUCAAGGAGUCACUGCACAUCAUUGGUGACAUCAGCGCCAAUACCGUUUCCACCCCAGUACCACCGCCUGUAAAUAGCACCUGGAUCCAAGAUGCCAGCCCAACCCCUCAGCGCAGGCCACCUCCUUCAGCAGCCCCGCCCCCCAGCCGUCCACCUGCUGUUCGGGGCUCAACACCAGGACCACCCUUGAACCCUACUCCUGCCUUUGGAGCUCCGCUCAACCCCUCCCCCGCCUUCGGCGCACCACCGAUCCCCUCUCGCCCAGGCCCACCCAUCAACGCCUACAACAGCAACCUGGAUCCCUUCAGUGCACCCCCUCAGAUCCCCUCCCGGCCUGCCCGCGUCCCACCCGGUGUACCCAGCCGAAGACCCCCAGGCGCUCCUUCUCACCGGCCCACCAUUAUCCGCCCUGCCGAGCCCUCCCUGCUAGACUAGACCUGUGGCCAAGCCCACCUAAGUGUGUGUGUUUGUGUGUGUGUACAUCUACACACUAAGGGCCAGGGGCGGGGGCUCGAGGGGAGGGGCCGACUGAUAGUGGUGCAUAAUGUGCAUCGUCCAGCCGUAUUAAUAUGUCUCUUCAAGCAAUGUAAUAAGCUGCUAAUACUGUCUUCAUCAGUGCACACGAACGAGAGAAAGCCCUUAACCACUUGAAUAUUACAUUCGACUGCUGUGGCAAUUGUGUAAUACGAAAUAAAACCCAGCUGAUCUGUAGGAUUCAUUUAAGUUUUAUCAGAACGAGAUGAUGUAUCAAAUUCAGUUCAAGAGCUUUUUUUUUUAUUGUAAUAACUGGUGUAUUUCCUCUGACAAGGUUCCUGGCAGAAGCUCAUGAAAUAACUUAUUAACUGUUACGGGCUGGCUUUCCUCUCCCCUCCCCCCUCCUUUUUAGAUUGGCCCAGACCCCACGAGUCUCGAUCUCUAUGUAAUAUACACACUUAACCUGUUGUUAAUGUUUUACUGGGUUUUCAUUUUCUAACUGAUUUCAUACUGAAAAACAAUAGCUUAUUAUCACUGUCGUUAUUUUGGUGAUGUCGAUUACUUUUUUUUCCUUGUGUUAUUUUAUUCGAGCGACUUUGUCCUUUUUAAUGAACGUCAUAAAUGUAGCUUUAAAAAUGGAAUCCUAAUCGCAGAAAAAAAAACAAAAAAAGAAAGUAUAAAAAAACACGGGGCAGGGUUGCAUGAGACCGAGAGAGUAGCUUCAGCACCCCCCCCUUCCCUCUGUGAAUGAUCCUUCCACGAUAAAAAGAUGUCUGACAGAUUGACCGUUAUAAUCCGAGCACUUCUCGCCAUCUAGCCUUACAACAAGCCGCUCAUGACGGGGAUGUUGUAGUCCGUUACCAGAACACUAUGCACAAAAACCCGGGAGAGGGAGAGAGACGGGCUGAAGGCUGUCUGUCUUAGCAGGAUGCUUUCUCUCCACCAAUUCUGAGUUGUUAAAGCCUUGAAUUUUAAUCCCUUUAGACUCAGUUGAACCCCAAUGGGACUGUCAGCCUUCGGGUAGACUUUGUUCAUUCUGGAUUAGCCGAUUCAUAGAGCAGAGCACACAGUACUGUUUCCUCUCAGAGAGGAUAAAACUCGGCGAAGCAGUGGGGUGUGUAGACGAGGGUGUAUCUGUGAUUUAGAGUAUGAAGAUGGUAUUAAGCAUUUCGGAGUUGGCACAUCUCUUUCUGGGCUUAGUUGUCAGCACAUGUAUUAUUGCUAUCAGUUCUGCUUCCAUGCGUUAAAAUAUUGUUGUAUAUAGCUGGCCUAUACUGGGGAGUUAGCACUUGUAUCUCAUUUAAUGGCAGGGUUGAUGACAAACACAUGCUAUCGAUUAUAAUCAAAGCCCAACACGUUAAAAUGCAACUCUAGUUGUCAAAUUAAAGGAAGCACUAACACUGUCAGUUCUUAGAUUAACCUUGGGUGUAGGGAAAAAGAGAUUGGUCAUCUCCUGAUGCAUUAUUUAUAACCUGGGCAUUUGUCAUUUCAUUUGAUGUUUUUGGUUGCAGUUGUAUCAGCUCUGUGCAACUCGGCUCCCCAGCAUCUCCUGGACUGUUAUGUGGGGUUCCGCUGCAGGGGUUAGCUGUUUAAACUAGUUGUGUGCUGGGAGGGCACUUGGGGCUGGACAUUGUCGACACAUCUGUGAUUAUUUGAUAAUGAAUAUCUUUUGAUUGCUCUUUGGUAUUUGACCAUUUAAACCCAACUUUCCUUGAACAUGUUUAGGGGGAAACUGAUCGAGCGGGGAGUGACGUUGGGCUGGCAGGAUGUUUGGAUGUUUCUGUUUUUGGUUUGAUCAGUAGUGGUGGUGAGCAGGUGGCGGGAAUUGUGGUGUACCAAAGCACGCUCUGUCUAGAGAAGCUGUCUAAGCUAUUCUCUGUUCCCAGAACAGAGAAUAGAAACUUAAUUAGCCAACCUGGCAAGACAAAGAAACUGUAAAGAAUUCAAAACUGUCCCAAAACCGCAGCCUCUAGAGAUGGUGUGCUUUUUUCUUCCCCAUGUAAUCCUCUACAGGUCUGGCUUUCAGUGACAGUGCCAGAAGGAGCAAAAUAAGUUUAUAAAACAGUCCUGAAUCUUUAGUUUGAUGACAGUUUACAUUAGAUCAUCCACAGACCCCUGGUGCACAAAAGUUAGUAGUUCAUGUGAUAAAACUUCUUAUUGGCCAAAGCUUUUUGAAAUUCCCUCGUGCCUGUCACUCAGCCUGCCCUCGAGGAGCCCGGACUGUAAAUGCCCUGUAAUACAUUAGGUUGUGGCAAAACUGCCUCUCUGUACCCUGCAUCCUUCCUCUUUCCCUCCCCUUUCUGAAUCUGGUGGAAGGGGUUGGAAACCAACCUGCAAAAAUCUCUUUUCUUUUUGAUUGCAAACCCUUGUCAAGUGCCUCUGUAGCAAUUAAUUGAUUUGAAUAAACAACAUGGGCUGAUUUAGAAUGGAGAGUUAAUAAAGAGGUGUUGUGUACAAUAAAGGGACUGGCUCUGGUG
Molecule: messenger RNA, 5436 nt
Organism: Chelmon rostratus (copperband butterflyfish)
Lineage: Eukaryota; Metazoa; Chordata; Actinopteri; Chaetodontiformes; Chaetodontidae
Gene: dnm2a
Product: dynamin 2a
Exons: 21
Coding region: 305-2920 (871 amino acids)
Cellular component (GO): cytoplasm; membrane; microtubule
Molecular function (GO): GTP binding; microtubule binding; GTPase activity
Source: RefSeq, a predicted model, not a curated record